Molecule: messenger RNA, 2370 nt
Organism: Phyllostomus hastatus (greater spear-nosed bat)
Lineage: Eukaryota; Metazoa; Chordata; Mammalia; Chiroptera; Phyllostomidae
Gene: FSCB
Product: fibrous sheath CABYR binding protein
Exons: 3
Coding region: 1-2370 (789 amino acids)
Biological process (GO): negative regulation of protein sumoylation
Cellular component (GO): sperm fibrous sheath; sperm principal piece
Molecular function (GO): calcium ion binding
Source: RefSeq, a predicted model, not a curated record
AUGGAAGAGAGUGAUGAACAUGAUCAGCAUAUUUCAGCAGGGAGAAAAGAAAUUCGAAAGAGAAGAAUACCCAGCCAGCCAAUGGUAGACAAAUCCCAACAGACUGAAGUAUCAGAGAAAAAGAAACCCCUGUCCAUGCCGCAAUCAUGUGACCCCAAAGCUACCCUUAAUAUUAGUAAUAUUCCUGGAGGCACAGCCAACUAUGAGUCUCUUAGAGUAUCUGCUCAGCUUCAGCAAACUUGGACAAAAAGAAAGCAUGUGCAAGAUAUGACUGAUAAAUCUCUGCAGACAGACACUGAUGCAGAAGAAAAAAAAGAAAUAGAGUCUGUUGCUACAACAGUGGUACCUGAGGAAAAGCCAGUGGCUAUUGAAGAAGCAGCUCCUGAAUUUCUAGAGAGUGUUCAUGAAGUUGAAAUUCCACCAAAGAAACACUCAGCUCAACGCCAAAUAGACAGAUCUCAGCAGACCAGUUGUACUGGAGAUUGGGCAAUGAAGUGCAUUACUCAAGUGGAAAAAGCAGACAAAGAACAGCAGACCUACUUUGAUGAAUCAGAAAUAAUGGUUAUUGGCAGACCAAGCAGUUCUUCAAAGUCCAAGGAGGAUGUGCAGAAAUGUAAAUCCUCAGGGAAGAUUUUCAUUACUGAACAGCCUGUAAUAAGUAGCAAUGAAGAAAUUAGGCAGAAGAGUAUCAAUAGAUCUUCAUUUAGUCAACAAAUGAAAACAGGUAAUUCAGUACUUUCAGAUAAGCAUGACUUUCCUGCUGAAGUACAGCCAUCCAGUGUAGAAAAGAUCCCUGCUGAAGUGCAAUCUCCACCAGCUAAGACUACUGCAGAAGAGGCCCCUGAUGAUCUUCAACCUCCACCAGCUGAGGAGGCUCCUGCAGAUGAGGCCCCUGCUAAAGUAGAGCCUACCCUUGCUGAAGAGUCUCUUUUAGAAGUGCCUCCCUCUGAAAAGACCCCUGCUGAAGUUCAGACUCUGCCAGCUGAGGAGGCACCUGAAGAAGAGGCCCCAGCUGAAGUAGAACCUACCCCUGCUGUACAGGCUCUUUCAGAAGAGCCUUCUACUUACAUUAAUCCUCCAUUGACUACAGAGACUCCUAUACCAGAUGUCACAGAAUUUCAAUCUUCACCACCUGUAGAGGCCCCUGCAGAAGAGGCUCCAGCUGAAGUUCAGUCUCCACCAGCUGAGGGGUUUCCCGCAGAAGAGGCCCCAGCUGAAGUUCAGUCUCCACCACCUGAGGGUUUCCCCCCAGAAGAGGCCCCAGCUGAAGUUCAGACUCCACCAGCUGAGGGGUUCCCCCCAGAAGAGGCCCCAGCUGAAGUUCAGUCUCCACCAGCUGAGGGGUUCCCCGCAGAAGAGGCCCCAGCUGAAGUUCAGUCUCCACCUGCUGAGGGGUUUCCCGCAGAAGAGGCUCCAGCUGAAGUUCAGUCUCCACCAGCUGAGGGGGUCCCCGCAGAAGAGGCCCCAGCUGAAGUUCAGUCUCCACCAGCUGAGGGGGUCCCUGCAGAAGAGUCCCCAGCUGAAGUUCAGCCUCCACCUGCUGAGGGGGUCCCUGCAGAAGAGGCCCCAGCUGAAGUUCAGCCUCCACCAGCUGAGGGGGUCCCUGCAGAAGAGUCCCCAGCUGAAGUUCAGUCUCCACCAGCUGAGGGUUUCCCCACAGAAGAGUCCCCAGCUGAAGUUCAGUCUCCACCAGCUGAGGGGUUCCCCCCAGAAGAGGCCCCAGCUGAAGUUCAGUCUCCACCAGCUGAGGGGAUCCCCGCAGAAGAGGCCCCAGCUGAAGUUCAGUCUCCACCAGCUGAGGGUGUCCCUGCAGAAGAGGCCCCAGCUGAAGUUCAGUCUCCACCAGCUGAGGGGGUCCCUGCAGAAGAGUCCCCAGCUGAAGUUCAGUCUCCACCAGCUGAGGGGUUCCCUGCAGAAGAGGCCCCAGCUGAAGUUCAGUCUCCACCAGCUGAGGGUGUCCCUGCAGAAGAGGCCCCAGCUGAAGUUCAGUCUCCACCUUCUGAGGGGUUCCCUGCAGAAGAGGCCCCAGCUGAAGUUCAGUCUCCACCAGCUGAGGAGGCCUCUGCAAAAGAGACUUAUGCUGAACUGCAGGUUCUACCAACUAAAGAAGCUACUUCAGAAAUGGUCCCUGUUGACAAACCUCCAUCAUCUGAAGAGGCCUCUGUCACACACAUCUCUAUAAAAGAUUCCCCUGGUGCUGCUCAGCCUUCACUAUCUGAAGAAACCCCUGCAGAUGAGGGUCUGGUAGAGAAUGUGUCUAUUGAAUAUCAUACUUCCAAGACAAUAGAUGUCCCAGUGGUAAAAUCAGAAUCAGCAACUUUAAAAGAUGAACCAAAAUCUGGAGAGUCUUUAGCACUGGAAUCUUCCUGA